This is a messenger RNA of Raphanus sativus (radish), 1196 nucleotides long. RefSeq names its product probable WRKY transcription factor 9. Gene Ontology annotation, biological process: regulation of DNA-templated transcription. Gene Ontology annotation, molecular function: sequence-specific DNA binding; DNA-binding transcription factor activity. The record is from RefSeq and is a predicted model, not a curated record. NCBI's taxonomy places the organism in Eukaryota, Viridiplantae, Streptophyta, Magnoliopsida, Brassicales, Brassicaceae.
AUGGAUCUUUCUCUCAAGUUAGAGAAAGAGAAAGAUGAAAGAUCAAAACACAGCUGUGAGAGGGAAGAAGAAGAAGAAGAUGCUAGUGAAAAUAAAGAUGAAAAAAUGAAAGAAGACAAAAUUGAAGAUUCUUGUUUAAGUUCAAGAAUCCGAGAAGAAGAAAAAGAACGUGAAGAGGUGCAGAUCGAGAUGGAACAUGUGGAGGAGAAUAAGAGGUUGAGGAAGCUUGUAGAGAAAACCCUUCAAGAUUAUCACCAGCUCGAAAUGAAAUUCCCGGUUAUCGAUCAAACCAACAAGAUGGAUUUUGAAACGUUCCUUGGAGAACAAGCUAAGGACUGGAAAAGAGGAGUGGAAAGAUGAUCCUUGGAUUUGGUAGACGGAGAAUUAGGGAUUUCACUUUCUUUGCCGAAAAAGCAGAAACAAGACGGAAAAGAAGCUGAGUCUAAUAACAAGCAAAUAUACAAUAGGAGCAACAUAGUCCAUGGACAAGAUAUUAACACGCAACGUGUCAUAACGUCUUCUCCGGGUAAUAGAAAGGCCAGGGUAUCUGUGAGAGCCAGAUGUGACACUCCAACGAUGAAUGAUGGAUGCCAAUGGAGAAAGUACGGCCAAAAAACCGCGAAAGGGAAUCCAUGUCCAAGAGCUUAUUACAGAUGCACCGUGGCUCCAGGAUGUCCCGUUAGGAAACAGGUGCAAAGGUGUUUAGAAGACAUGUCGAUAUUGAUAACAACCUACGAAGGAACACAUAACCAUCCACUUCCGGUCGGAGCAACUGCCAUGGCUUCCACUGCCUCCACUUCUCCAUUCUUGUUACUCGAUUCCAGUGACAAUCUCUCUCACCCUUCCUAUUUGCAACAAAAUGGCAGCAACAAUCAAUCAUUAAGAAGCUUGAUCAACUUUGAUGAUCCAUCAUUUAGAGGAGGUGACCAUGUUUCAUCUUCCCAGAACCGAUUAAACUGGAUGGUGUAGGUUCCCUCGUCUAUCUUUUGGUCCCAUUAUAAGUGAUGUCACGAUCAUGCCCUGUUCGGUAUUGUGUCGCUGCGUCAGAUACAAGCGACUAAAAAUUCAACGUUAACCACGGCAAAUAAAAAGUAAAGGAAUGAAAACGGUGUCGCUGCGAUCAAUUUCUCGGGAGUCGCCGGUGUAGUUGCUACUAUAAAAAUAACAAAAUAUAAAAUAUUGUCAUCAAAAUACAA